Molecule: messenger RNA, 2730 nt
Organism: Dunckerocampus dactyliophorus (ringed pipefish)
Lineage: Eukaryota; Metazoa; Chordata; Actinopteri; Syngnathiformes; Syngnathidae
Gene: smpd4
Product: sphingomyelin phosphodiesterase 4
Exons: 20
Coding region: 195-2660 (821 amino acids)
Biological process (GO): glycerophospholipid catabolic process; ceramide biosynthetic process; sphingomyelin catabolic process
Molecular function (GO): sphingomyelin phosphodiesterase D activity
Source: RefSeq, a predicted model, not a curated record
AUCGAUUUAAAAAAAAACGAAGAAGAAGAAGCAGCAGCAGUGGCCGCCUGUUGCUUGAUAUAGCAUUUUGAAAGGCUAAUUGAAACUUUGCUGACAACACAAGCCUUUUUAAUUUUUUUAAUCAAAUGUGAAUGCGCAGACAAGUAGGCCGAGAUCCAAGUGGACUUUUGAAGACAUCAAGCUGAGCAUCCUUAAUGGCAGCUGCCAGCUUACAACACCCUGGCUUCCUUCUGGCCAACCUUAAAGCAGAUUCAUCCACCAAGACUCUGCUUCAGCGAUGUCAGGAGCUAGUGAAGAUCAUCGAGGACUAUCCUGCAAAGGAACUGCAUGCCAUUUUCUCAUGGCUGGUGGAGAGCAUCUUUGGAAGUCUGGAUGGCGUCCUCGGAGGAUGGAACCUUCGCCUUCUGCAUUCCCGCUGCACCGAUUUCCCACUUGUCGUGGACUUCCUGAAGCCGAGCGGGGCCAUGAUGAAGCUGGUUUACAAACUUCAAGCAGAAGAAUACAAGUAUGAAGUCCCCGUGAAUUAUCUGCCGGCUCCGGUGAAAGCUUCCAUCCAGGAAGGCGUCCUUCCCGACUGUCCGCUGUUUCACAACCGGCCACACUUCCCCAUGUCUGGCGUGCUGACGCUCAACAUGGCGCUGAAUCCUUUUGAGUUCUUCAUGUUCUACUUUGCAUCCUGUCUCAUCACACCAAAGAACUUCUCCUCGGGUCAGCAUGGCACUACUGACAGCGCCUACUUUGUAUUGGUGGACAUGUACCUCAAUUAUUUCCUGCCCACUGAGGGAAGUGUGCCCCCAUCUCCCUUUUCUGACAACAGGGGCUCGGUCAGCGCACCUCCUCCCAGAUCGUCCAACCUUUCCUUAGCAGGGUAUGGCGUCCACAGCCCCAGUCUGUUGAAGCAUCACAUCUUUCACCAGCCCUCAGUCAACGCAGACCCUGCAGCCCAGGAAAUCUGGAGGUCGGAAACACUGCUGCAGAUGUUUGUGGAAGUGUGGCUCCAUCACUACUCUUUAGAAAUGUAUCAGAAGCUUCAGUCUCCUCAGGUGAAGCUGGCGCUGCUCCAGUACCGCCUCAGUAUGUCCAGCAUGCCGUGCCAACCUCACGUCCCAUCAGGCUCUGGGACCCUCCACACCUACCAAGAACCCUUCAGCCCGACUGAGGAGCACGUGCUGGUGGUGCGUCUCCUGGUCAAACAUCUGCACGCCUUCUCCAACAGCCUGAAGCCCGAGCAGCUGCCCUCCUCCCCCACGACCCACUCGCACGCCCACGCCAGCCCCCUGGAGGAGUUUAAGAGGGUGGUGGUGCAGCGUUUUGUUCAGCAGAAACUUUUCCUUUUUCUGCAACACUGUUUUGGACAUUGGCCUCUGGACGCUUCCUUCCGAGCCGUGCUGGAGACAUGGCUGAGCUUCAUCCAGCCAUGGAGAUACAGUGAAGAGAAGAGCAGCAGCGUUCCAGCAGAAGGCAGCAGGAGCGAGCCUGACAAAUGGGAGUCCUUUGUCCAGGAGAACCUGCUAGUUUAUACCAAGCUCUUCCAGGUCUUCUUGAAUCGAGCCCUUAGGACGGACCUGGUCAAUGCCAAAAAUGCUCUGAUGGUCUUUCGAGUGGCCAAAGUCUUCUCUCAGCCCAGCCUUGCAGAGAUGAUCCAAAAGGCUGAGCAGCUCUUCUUGGAGCCAGAGCUUGUCCUGCACCACCGGCAGCCACGAGGCUUUCUGACGCCAAGUCAAGGAGGCAGCUUCCUGUCAUCACGGCAACGCAUGGUGACGGACGCCGUCUUCCGGGUCAAGAGUCACGUGUACUCCUUGGAAGGCCAGGACUGCCAGUACAAGCAGAUGUUUGGUUCUGAUCUGCGAGUUGUGGUGGUGAAGUUGAUUCAGAUCAUCGCUCAAGCCAGACAAACCGCCAAACGGAUCUCAGACCAGUCAACUGAGGCAGCCGCCAGCAAGUCUUUGCUGGCGUGGUUAACGUCCUCCUCCACGGAGUCCAACAACGUGCUGUUUGGCGCCGAGCUGGAGGAGAGCAACGAGUUUCUGAAGAAGACUCACGAGUUUUUGGACAAAGCGCUGGAGAACUUGUGUUCCAUCUUCAAGCUGAACCAGAGUCAGCUCACUCAGCUCAUCUCCAACGUGACGUCUUGUCAGGAUGACGGAGAGUCCCGACUGCCAGAUUGCAUCGUGGGAGAGGAUGGGCUCGUCCUCACUGACUUGGGGAGGACGCAGAUCAUUAACGGACUGCGCCGGUUUGACAUUCAGUACCAAGGCGACCCGGAGCUGCAGCCAAUCAGGAGCUACGAGAACGCGCUGCUGGUCAGGUUCUUGUACAGGAUGUCGUCUCUGCUCAACCAGAAGUUUGGAGGUCACAUGACCAAACUCUGCUCGCGGCCAGACUUCCUGGGUCGCCUGGGUCGUCACUACCUAACUGAUGUGGGAGCUGCCGCCGCCCCCAUGCGUAGUCCCACCUCGUCACGUCGCUUGGACAGGAUGCGGUGUGCACGUGUGAGCUUGCGUCCUCUGGCCAGCUACAGGACGCUCCUGAUACUGCUGCUCUGCUACACGCUGGGCACCAUCUUCUCCUUUGGACCCGCCUCCAGCACCCUCCUCAUUCUCGCCGCUGCAUUCCUGCACGGCAUGCUCAUGACUGUGUGCGUGGACUACACACGCUAGCGCGUCAUUCCGCUUGUUUUGUAAAUGUUUCUGCAGUUUUCACCUCUAAAAUAUAUUCUUUACAAAAGCU